GUCAAUUCUAACAAGAUGGCGGAAGUAAAAUCACGCCGUGUCGCGCAAACUGAAGAUUUGUCGAAUGUGGAGUUUGAAACCAGCGAAGAUGUCGAGGUUAUCCCGACUUUUGAUAAUAUGGGACUCCGCGAUGAGCUACUACGAGGGAUUUAUGCCUACGGUUUUGAAAAACCGUCGGCAAUUCAACAGCGAUCUAUUAAACCAAUUAUGAAAGGGAGAGAUGUGAUCGCCCAAGCACAGUCUGGAACGGGUAAAACAGCCACCUUUUCAAUUGCCAUAUUGCAAUCGCUGGAUACGCAGGUGCGUGAGACUCAGGUUCUCUGUCUGUCUCCCACACGUGAGCUUGCUACACAAAUUCAAAAAGUAAUAUUGGCUCUUGGUGACUUUAUGAACGUGCAAUGCCAUGCGUGUAUCGGAGGUACCAAUUUAGGCGAAGAUAUCAGAAAAUUGGAUUAUGGACAACAUGUUGUGUCCGGUACCCCGGGGCGAGUAUUUGAUAUGAUAAAACGCAGAGUAUUGAGAACCAGAGCGAUAAAAAUGUUGGUUUUGGAUGAGUCGGAUGAGAUGCUCAACAAGGGAUUCAAAGAACAGAUCUACGACGUCUAUCGGUAUUUGCCUCCAGCUACCCAAGUCGUACUAGUUUCCGCUACACUACCCCAUGAGAUCCUUGAAAUGACCAGCAAGUUUAUGACUGAUCCUAUACGUAUUCUUGUUAAACGCGAUGAAUUGACACUGGAAGGUAUUAAGCAAUUUUUCGUUGCGGUCGAGCGCGAAGAAUGGAAAUUUGAUACUCUGUGCGACCUUUACGAUACCCUUACAAUAACCCAAGCUGUUAUUUUCUGUAACACGAAACGCAAGGUAGACUGGCUUACAGAAAAAAUGCGCGAAGCAAACUUCACCGUAUGUUCCAUGCACGGAGAUAUGCCGCAAAAAGAAAGGGACAACAUAAUGAAGGAAUUUAGAUCUGGUCAGAGUCGAGUACUAAUCACAACGGACGUGUGGGCUAGAGGAAUAGAUGUACAACAAGUAUCAUUGGUGAUAAACUACGAUCUACCCAAUAAUCGAGAAUUGUACAUACACCGAAUUGGACGUUCGGGACGUUUUGGAAGGAAAGGUGUAUCCAUCAACUUCGUCAAAACCGAUGACAUCAGAAUUCUACGUGAUAUUGAGCAAUACUAUUCCACUCAGAUUGAUGAGAUGCCUAUGAAUGUCGCCGAUUUAAUCUAAUGCAAAUAUUUCCUGCUCUCUUCAACGUUUUGAUGAUAGCAAACAAUCGUAUUAUUUGUUUUUGUUGCAAAGUUCUAAAUAGCUACGAAGUAACGCUAGAUUACUUGUACCAGUUUCUUCUGCCCUGUUCAUCCUAUUUGUCAGAAAAGAAACAAUGGCGCAACAUUUUCUACCUGUGAAUAAAUAUCUAUCAUUAUUUAUAUUAAUAAUUAUGCGUACCUGGAACACCGUUGUUGCAGGUUUAUUGAAAGCUGCUCAUUUUUUUUCAUUGCGUUAGUUCAUUUCAAAUUCAUGUGAAACCU
This is a messenger RNA of Diprion similis, 1529 nucleotides long. Its product is annotated as eukaryotic initiation factor 4A-III. Lineage: Eukaryota; Metazoa; Arthropoda; Insecta; Hymenoptera; Diprionidae. Bases 16 to 1227 code for a protein of 403 amino acids. The record is from RefSeq and is a predicted model, not a curated record. Gene Ontology annotation, molecular function: RNA helicase activity; mRNA binding; ATP binding. Gene Ontology annotation, cellular component: catalytic step 2 spliceosome; nucleolus. The transcript is spliced from 5 exons.